Messenger RNA from Plasmodium gallinaceum, 1092 nucleotides. RefSeq names its product conserved Plasmodium protein, unknown function. The coding region runs from base 1 to 1092 and encodes 363 amino acids. The transcript has 12 exons. NCBI's taxonomy places the organism in Eukaryota, Apicomplexa, Aconoidasida, Haemosporida, Plasmodiidae. The record is from RefSeq and is a predicted model, not a curated record.
AUGAAAAAAUCAUUAAAAGAAAAUUGUAUAGAUAAUAUUGAAAAUGAUAUACAUAAAGAGGAAUAUUUAGAUUUUUCGGACGAUUUUAUCUUUUGUUCUAACUAUAAAAAAUUUUCACCAUAUUAUAAAGAAGGAUAUCUAGAAAAAAAGUGUUCUAAUUCAUGGUGUGGUUAUAAAAAAAGGUGGUUUCUUUUAAAAAAUAAGAAAUUAUAUUAUUUCAAAAAUAAAGAAAGUUUUAGGCCUUCUGGUGUUUUAGAUUUAGAUUUAAUUAAUAUGAAUAUUAAUUAUGAAAAUGGAUUAAAUAGGAAGAAAAGACUGGAUGACUGCUUUAUAUAUUGCAUAGAAUCAAGAAAAAAUAAAGAUGAAUCAUUUCUGAUAUUAAAUCCAAAAAAUACAUAUAUAAAUUUUUAUUUAAAAGGAGAAGAUAAGGAAAUAAUAGAGUGGUAUAAUUUACUUAAUAGUUCAAUAGACAACAAGAAAAUUUUAAAUCAGCCUAAAUUUAUUUUUUCAGAAAAUAAUUUUUGGAAAAUUGAUAGAAUAUCUGUUGAAGUUUUUGAAGCCAUAGCAGAUACAGGUGAUAUAAUAUUAUUUAGAUCAAAUGUUAUCUCGGGAAAACUACAGAGAAUAUUAACAGGGGGAGAUUAUGAUCAUAUUGGUAUGAUCUUAAGAAAUGACAAAAAUGAUUUAUUCCUUUUAGAAGCUAUUUCAAAUAUGGGAAUUAUUUUAACACCAUGGACUCUCUUUGUAAAAAACAAAUGGAAUGAAGCUUAUUCAAGAAUUUCUUUAAGACGUUUAACAUGGAAUAACUCUGAAGAGAACUUACAAAAGUUACUAGAUUUUUUGAAAAAUACUGUAGGAAAAAAAUAUAAUUUAAAGAUAGUUAAUUUUCUUGUUUCAAAAAAUGAUGAUAAUAAUGGAUAUUUUUGUUCAGAGCUAAUAGGAGAAUGCUGGAAGAUAAUGGGUGUUAUUCCUUUAAAUACCUCCUGCUCUAAUAUUUUACCAAGCAAUUUUUCUGAAAAAUUUGAAGAAAAAAUUAAGCUACAUUCAGGGUGUCAACUAAAUAAUGAACUAUGUAUUGAUUUUUCUCUAUAA